Centruroides sculpturatus (bark scorpion) is the source of this 438-nucleotide messenger RNA. RefSeq lists its product as uncharacterized. NCBI's taxonomy places the organism in Eukaryota, Metazoa, Arthropoda, Arachnida, Scorpiones, Buthidae. The transcript is spliced from 2 exons. The record is from RefSeq and is a predicted model, not a curated record. Bases 1 to 438 code for a protein of 145 amino acids.
AUGAAAAAAUCACAUUUUAAGAAUCAUGUGCGUUCUGCAAGACACGUGCAAGCAACAUGUCGACAGGAUCGAACAUCCCAGAUGCUGCUCACAAAAAUGGAAACUCAAGAUCAAAGAAAUAUCUUUCUGAGGAAGUACUUAGAAAAAUACACUAAGCAGAAUAUUCCUGAUGAAUCAACACUGAGGAAGAAUUAUCUUCCACGUGUUCAUCAAAAAGUGCUCGAAGAAAUUCGCAAAGAAAUUAGUGACAAUGUUACAUGGUUUGCUGUAGAUGAAACUAUAGACGCAUGCGAACGAUAUGUUGCUUUAAUGGUAGUACGAAAACUUGACGGAAAAGACUGCGCUAAAAUUUAUCAUCUUUUAGGUAAAUUUCUGAAGACGAAUGCACAGGCGAUAGCAAGAUUUGUUCAGGAAGGUUUAAUGCUGUUAUAUAAUUAA